AGACGCCCCGCGCUUCCCUGCCAACCCUGCGGCUCCCUCUGUGACCCGGGAUCAGCCCCGCGCCCGCUGCCCGUAGGCGGCUCGCGGCUUCCCCUUUCCUCGGCGUUCCCCGAGCGCCGCGAAGUGACCCACCCUCCCCCGAGGAGAGGGAAGGAGGAUCGCUCCGGGAGCAUCGAAACCGAGGGCGGGCGGGCGAGCGGGCACCGCGCGGGGCAUUGUGUGUGUGUGUGUGUGUGUGUGUGUGUGUGUGAGCAGCGCUGUGUCUGUUUCGGAAAGCGCUCUGGGGAGGUCUUGUCCCUAGGGGGCGGAGCGCAAAGGACAGAGGCUCCGGCACCGAGUCGGGGCAGAGUCCUGCUGAGUCCGAGCGCUGCUGAGGCAGCUGGCGAGACUGCACGUCUGGAGGCGAGGCGGGCGCACUGAAAGGAGGCCGGCGCGCCUGCGGCCCCGGCUCGCGUUCUGUUCAGGUUCGUGGGCCUGCAAAGGAGAGACUCGAACUCGUGGAAGCUGCGCACCGUGGAGCCUGUCUGCCCAGUCCGUCCGGGGUGCGCGACCAGGAAAGCUAGGUUCUCGCCGCUGCGCGCUCGACAGGCGUCGGCUGUGUCGGGAACGCGCCCGCCGCCCCUCAGCUGCCCGGCCGGGAGCCCGAGAAGCGCGCACCAUGAGCGGUGGUGAAGUGGUCUGCUCCGGAUGGCUCCGCAAGUCUCCCCCGGAGAAAAAGUUGAAGCGUUAUGCAUGGAAGAGGAGAUGGUUCGUGUUACGCAGUGGCCGUUUAACUGGAGAUCCAGAUGUUUUGGAAUAUUACAAAAAUGAUCAUGCCAAGAAGCCUAUUCGUAUUAUUGAUUUAAAUUUAUGUCAACAAGUAGAUGCUGGAUUGACAUUUAACAAAAAAGAGUUUGAAAACAGCUACAUUUUUGAUAUCAACACUAUUGACCGGAUUUUCUACUUGGUAGCAGACAGCGAGGAGGAGAUGAAUAAGUGGGUUCGUUGUAUUUGUGACAUCUGUGGGUUUAAUCCAACAGAAGAAGAUCCUGUGAAGCCACCUGGCAGCUCCUUACAAGCACCAGCUGAUUUACCUUUAGCUAUAAAUACAGCACCACCAUCCACCCAGGCAGAUUCAUCCUCUGCUACUCUACCUCCUCCGUAUCAGCUAAUCAAUGUUCCACCACACCUGGAAACUCUUGGCAUUCAGGAGGAUCCUCAAGACUACCUGUUACUCAUCAACUGUCAAAGCAAGAAGCCCGAACCCACCAGAACGCACGCUGAUUCUGCAAAAUCCACCUCUUCUGAAACAGACUGCAAUGAUAACGUCCCUUCUCAUAAAAAUCCUGCUUCCUCCCAGAGCAAACAUGGAAUGAAUGGCUUUUUUCAGCAGCAAAUGAUAUAUGACUCUCCACCUUCACGUGCCCCAUCUGCUUCAGUUGACUCCAGCCUUUAUAACCUGCCCAGGAGUUAUUCCCAUGAUGUUUUACCAAAGAUGUCUCCAUCAAGUACUGAAGCAGAUGGAGAACUCUAUGUUUUUAAUACCCCAUCUGGGACAUCGAGUGUAGAGACUCAAAUGAGGCAUGUAUCUAUUAGUUAUGACAUUCCUCCAACACCUGGUAAUACUUAUCAGAUUCCACGAACAUUUCCAGAAGGAACCUUGGGACAGACAUCAAAGCUAGACACUAUUCCAGAUAUUCCUCCACCUCGGCCACCGAAACCACAUCCAGCUCAUGACCGAUCUCCUGUGGAAACGUGUAGUAUCCCACGCACCGCCUCAGACACUGACAGUAGUUACUGUAUCCCUACAGCAGGGAUGUCGCCUUCACGUAGUAAUACCAUUUCCACUGUGGAUUUAAACAAAUUGCGAAAAGAUGCUAGUUCUCAAGACUGCUAUGAUAUUCCACGAACAUUUCCAAGUGAUAGAUCUAGUUCACUUGAAGGCUUCCAUAACCACUUUAAAGUCAAAAAUGUGUUGACAGUGGGAAGUGUUUCAAGUGAAGAACUGGAUGAAAAUUACGUCCCAAUGAAUCCCAAUUCACCACCACGACAACAUUCCAGCAGUUUUACAGAACCAAUUCAGGAAGCAAAUUAUGUGCCAAUGACUCCAGGAACAUUUGAUUUUUCCUCAUUUGGAAUGCAAGUUCCUCCUCCUGCUCAUAUGGGCUUCAGGUCCAGCCCAAAAACCCCUCCCAGAAGGCCAGUUCCUGUUGCAGACUGUGAACCACCCCCCGUGGAUAGGAACCUCAAGCCAGACAGAAAAGUCAAGCCAGCACCUUUAGAAAUAAAACCUUUGCCAGAAUGGGAAGAAUUACAAGCCCCAGUUAGAUCUCCCAUCACUAGGAGUUUUGCUCGAGACUCUUCUAGGUUUCCCAUGUCCCCCCGACCAGAUUCAGUGCAUAGCACAACUUCAAGCAGUGACUCACACGACAGUGAAGAGAAUUAUGUUCCCAUGAACCCAAACCUGUCCAGUGAAGACCCAAAUCUCUUUGGCAGUAACAGUCUUGAUGGAGGAAGCAGCCCUAUGAUCAAGCCCAAAGGAGACAAACAGGUGGAAUACCUAGAUCUCGACUUAGAUUCUGGGAAAUCCACACCACCACGUAAGCAAAAGAGCAGUGGCUCAGGCAGCAGUGUGGCAGAUGAGAGAGUGGAUUAUGUUGUUGUUGACCAACAGAAGACCUUGGCUCUAAAGAGUACCCGGGAAGCCUGGACAGAUGGGAGACAGUCCACAGAAUCAGAAACGCCAACGAAGAGUGUGAAAUGAAAAUAUUGCCUUGCCAUUUCUGAACAAAAGAAAACUGAAUUGUAAAGAUAAAUCCCUUUUGAAGAAUGACUUGACACUUCUACUCUAGGUAGAUCCUCAAAUGAGUAGAGUUGGAGUCAAAGGACCUUUCUGACAUAAUCAAGCAAUUUAGACUUAAGUGGUGCUUUGUGGUAUCUGAACAAUUCAUAACAUGUAAAUAAUGUGGGAAAAUAGUAUUGUUUAGCUCCCAGAGAAACAUUUGCUCCAUAGUUAACACACUCGUAGUAUUACUGUAUUUAUGCACUUUUUCAUCUAAAACAUUGUUCUGGGUAUUCCCAAUGUACCUUACCAUAAUUCCUUUGGGAGUUCUUGUUUGUUGUCACACUACUUUAUAUAACAAUACUAAGUCAACUAAGCUACUUUUAGAUUUGGAAAUUGCUGUUUAAACUACAGUCUAACAACAUUAAAAUGAGAGGUAGAUUCACAAGUUAGCUUUUUACCUGAAGCUUCAGGUGAUAACCAUUAGCUUAUACUUGGACUCAUCAUUUGUUGCCUUCCAAAAUGAUGAGGAUAAUGUAUGUACUGGUGUCAGGACCUAGUUCUCUGGUUCAUGUACAUUUAGUUUUUAAUGGUGGAACUUUGUUAUAUUUUGUUAAUUACAGUGUUUUUGGUUCACUGAGUGAAGAUUCUGCCGGGUGGGAUCUUGCACCUUUGAAAGACUGAAUAAUUACACUACCAAGUAAGCCUGCAAAUCAUUGAUGGCAUGCAGUGAUGAUGUGCUCUUACACUUGUUAACAUGUAUUAAGUGUUAUUUGCAAAAGGUAGAUUAUGUAACCAAUCAGGUACGUACCAGGCAGUGAUGUGCUAAUACACUGAUCAGGUUUAGACAAUGAGCUUUGGUUGUGUUCUUGUUAGUCCUAAUAUUGGUUUUCAGUUUGGAAUGAAUAAAGCAGUUGACAUUCACUGUUAGUUACAGCAACAUACUGUGAUUUUUAAUUAGAUAGUAAUUCAGAUUUAUUACUCUAUGAAAUUCUGUCUUUUGACACCAUAGUGCCCUUUCUAUGAUUUUUUUACUUAAUAUUCUUCUUGGCCUUAUAUUUAAAUCCCUAUGCAAUUAAUAUUUUAUAUCUGCAUUAUUAAAAAAAAUAGAUGUUAUAUAAGUGAUUCUCAUAUGUAGCACCUGUUGCUUUUCCACUAAAAGAAUUACGGAUUUUGUACUGUGAUUUAUAUUCGCUGCCCCAAUUCAAGAAAUAUUGGAGCCUUACUACAAUGUGAAAUGUUACAGUCAUGGACUGCUUCCAACCAGAUUUCUGAAACCAUCAGCGGGAUGGUGUAAUUCUGUCUCACCUAUAACAUGGUCCUGUGACAUAGAUAUUAAGACCACAAGUUGUAGUGAGGCUACAAUUAUAUUCAUCUGUCUUGGCUUUGCAACAUAAUUUAGAAAGCACGUAUAGUUGUUUUUUAACCAAGUUACAUACAAUCUCAUGUACUGAUUUGAGACUUAUAACAGUUUUUGGAGGGGGCAUAGAGAAAGGAGUGCCUACAGUUGAGGCACGACUCCCUCCAUUCAGACCUCUAACUGUUGCCUGAGUACACAGAUGUGCCCUGAUUUCUGGCCCAUUGGCCAUAGUACUGUGCCUAAUCAAUGUAAUAGGUUUAUUUUCCCAAUCCUCAAACUAAAAAUGUUCAUAACAAGAUGAAUUGUAGACUAGUAACAUUUGAUGCUUUUAAAUAUUUGCUUCUUUUUAAACAAAAACUAAAACCCAGAAGUGAAUUUUUAGGUGGAUUUUUAAAUAAAAAAGAUUGAUUGAGUUUGGUGUGCAAGCUGUUUUAUAAUGAAACCACAAAAUAAAAUCUAAAAUCACUGAAAUGUGCCUAAACUAUCAAAACACACAAUACAGCUAAUGUGUAAAGAUACUAAAUUCUGUUACUUGGAGGAUGAAUAUAUUUAAGAUUUAAAACACAAAUACAUGAUUAAUUCAAAAACAAAAAUCUUUACAGCUGCCUAUCAGAAGGGUCUAAAGCACUUAGUGAAUGUUUUUAGUCUAACUUAUCAUUAACUUUUUACAAGUCACCAUAUUUAAAGAUCUGUAGCACUCUGAUUUUCAGAAAAUUUUUCAUUCUGAAUAAUUUAAGAAUGGUGGUGUAUUAGGCAGUUUGCUUUAGAAAACUAAAUCACAUUGAACAUUGUAUUAGAGAAUUAAAUUAAAAGUUUCUUACAGAGCAGUAUUUUCCAACAUUUUUAGCACUAGAAUCUUUUUAGAUGAAAUUUUAUGUAUAACCCCAAUACAUAAAGCCUGAAAACUCAAUUUUAUCAAUAUAGAUGUAUUUUGGGUUCACGUUUAUGCGUACUCAUUUUGGCUCAUUACUAAGCAUAAUAAGAUUCUGAGUUAUUUCUGAAUAACACAAAUGUGGAGUUAUACAUAGUUGAUGAAACCAGCAGCCAAUUUAUAGCUAUGCUCUGUUUUAUUUGUAUACUAUCAAGAAAAUUUUGAUUCUCACAAAUGUAAGCAAAAAUAAUAGAUUUUAAACAUACAUCUCAGGAAAUUCUUUAAUUAGACAUAGCUAAAGUUAUUCAAGGUCUAUACAAAGAUAAAUUAUCCUGGUAGUGGAAGUUAAUACAUAAGUAGUCUCCAGUGUGGUAAAGUAGGGUAUGUAACACAUCAGAAUGUGCAUUUUUAUUAAGUUUUAAAAUAUGCACAUAUAAAAACUAAAUUUGAAUCAAACCCUUUUAACUCACCUCCAAGAAGCUAGACUUUGGCCAGAAAUGGGCUAAAAACCACUGGUUAACCAUGUGACAGUUAGGAUGUUGGAGAUUGGAAAUCUUUCUUCCACAUUAGAGUUCUUUACCUUAAUUCCUUAUUCUGAAAAAUUGUAAGAUUUUAUGAAGGUUUGAAUACCAAAGCACAGUUCUGCUUUCAAAAAUUAAAAUUCAAACUUGAAAAAGCUGUUUAACCCAUGGAAGAUAUCAUUUAGUAAGAUGUAAAAGAUUUUUUAAAUCUACACUUCAGUUUAUACAUCUUUAUCAUUAUCAAUACUAUGUAAGUUACUGUGAGCAUUUUAGAGAAUUCCAUAAAGGUACUAUGAGUGUGUCUGUAUGUGUGUGUAUAUAUAGCAUUGUAUUUAAUCAUAGACUAAAUUUAAUUUGAUAUAGAAGUACUACUUUACUUGUACAUUAAGAUCAUAAUUUCUGCUGGACUCUUUUAUAUUUAAUUAAUGGGGAUUAUAGUCUUCCUUCAUAAAUGCAUUUAAACCGGAAAUUGAACACCAGUGUUUUUCUUUUUCUACUUAUGGGAAGUUGUCUGCUUCCCCCUUUAGAGAAAACAGUAUUUUUAUAUUUUGUUAAAAUAUUAACUACUUUAUGCCUACACACUAUGCUGUAGAUACUGAUCAUAAUUCUUGGGUGUUCACAAACACUCCUAGUGCCUCUUUUUUGGCCCGUUGAAAGUGUUGGUAUUACUACUUUCACUACAGAGCCUUUGGCCCUCUAAUAAUGCUGAGGUGAGCUGAUCCUUCCUAUUUCUGUCUUCGGGUCAUUCUGGUAGGUCUUCUCCUCCACUGUCAGAUAAGCAAUCAGGUCCGUGACAGGGAUUGGACAUAUGAACAAAUUAAGUGGAUACACACAGUGAGAGAGAUACAUGCAUUCUAUGGUAACAGCUACUGUCAAUAACAUCUGAUGUUACGUGCACAUUUAUAUAUAUACAAUUUUAAAAACUGGACUAUGAGAGGCCAUGGUAUAAAUGAAUAUUGUAGAUGUCAUGGACUUGAUAUGAUAGAAAUCAGUUGUCAGCUUGAGAAAGUUGUUUUUAAUCUGUCUAAAUAGUUUAUGCAUUACUACAGUUAAAAAUAAUUUCGUUUGUCUUCUAUAGACUUAAUUUUAUUCCGGUUCAGUAUAAUCUCUGUUAACAGAGUUUCAGCAAACUGAUUGGUCAAGGUAUUAACAUAGCUUCUACUUCCUUUACUUAAAAAGAUGUGGUUUUAUGUAAGUUCUUGAUUACUGAUGAUCAUCCCAAAUUUUGACAACAAAAUCAUAUGUAUAAAUUUAUUUUUCCCCUCUUGCUCAUCAUCUUUUGUAAAGGUCCCAUUGUAGAUCUUUUCUGCUACCAAAUAAAACUUUUCAAACAA
Messenger RNA from Pongo pygmaeus (Bornean orangutan), 6847 nucleotides. It is a transcript of the gene GAB1, whose product is annotated as GRB2 associated binding protein 1. Gene Ontology annotation, molecular function: signaling adaptor activity. Lineage: Eukaryota; Metazoa; Chordata; Mammalia; Primates; Hominidae. Gene Ontology annotation, cellular component: cytoplasm. The transcript is spliced from 10 exons. Gene Ontology annotation, biological process: signal transduction. The record is from RefSeq and is a predicted model, not a curated record. Bases 659 to 2743 code for a protein of 694 amino acids.